This is a messenger RNA of Leptonychotes weddellii (Weddell seal), 2789 nucleotides long. The record is from RefSeq and is a predicted model, not a curated record. NCBI's taxonomy places the organism in Eukaryota, Metazoa, Chordata, Mammalia, Carnivora, Phocidae.
AGGUCCUGAGGAGGCAGGAAAAGGGGACAGAGGGUGGUUGGGCCUCAAGGCUGGCUGGGAGGAGGUCUGUCACCUUGAUUAAGGGCUCGAGCAGCGUGUCCAUCGAAAGCGUCCAGAAGUCCGCUGAGCAAGUAGAAGGAGGAGGCCGUGAGGGGGCAGCAGGGCAUGAAGUAGAAAGAAACGAUGGCGAAGACAAUCCGGGCAUAACCUUGGGAUGGACGGGGUUAGACAGAGGGGGAUCAGGGACCCUGCCCAAGCCCCCUCGCCCUCCCGCUCGGCCGGGAGCCCCGGGCAGCACUCACCGAUGAGGGGGAUGGCAUCCACACCUACCAGGAAUGAGGAGAAGAAGGGCAGCAGGAUGUCCCAAGCUGCAACCCCCUUGGGUGGAGGUCUGAAGGUUUCAUUAUCCAGAUCUGAGGAAUUCCUGACCCGGAUCAGCACAGAACUCACCAAUGAGGCCUUGUUUAUUGCUGGCUGCCACAUGAACUCUGUGCCCACCAAGGAAAAACAGACCCAGGAUCGAGGGACUCAGAUAUCCAAACACGUGUUCUUCAAGACCCGAGGCACUGAUACCUGUUCUGACAGAAACCGUACCCGCACCAAGGCCCACCUCCUCCCAUCCCCUCGUGACAAGGUAUAUACUGAUUCCACGAAUGACAAGGCCAUUCAGUAUUAACCAAACAUUUAAAGUUCACAGGAUAUGCCAGUCCCGGUUUUAGGAGCUCGGGACCCAGAAAUGAAGGAUACAGUCUCUGCCCUGGAAGAGUUCACAGUUUAGCGUGGUGCCAGUCAAGUAGAUGGUCAAUUACAACAUGAUAUGGAUCAGUGCCUAUAAUAGAAUUGGAAACAACGAGAAGAGUGCUUAUCCCAGCCUUGGGCUAGGAAGGAAAGGAAUCAUGGAGCUUCCUGGUGGAGGUGACAUCUAAAGAAAGAAUCUUCCAGGAAAAAAAUGGGUUGGUCAGGGUAUUCCAAGUGGUAGGGCUCGUAUGAGCAAAGACAUGAGGUGAGUUUCAGCAGAGUGAAUGGGAGUGUGUCUGUGUUCUUAGGGUGGGAGAGAAAGUGGGAUCAGAGGGCAGUUUAGCUGCUGGAGUACAGAGGCGUGGUAGUCAGGGUCUACUCAGAGACCUCAUGCGGGCGUGCCUUAAGAUCAGGAGCCCCUGAAGAGAUUUGAGCAAGGGAGGUUGUAAUUUUAGAUAGUCAUUCCGGUGGUCAGUGGGGGGAGUGAGCUGGAAAGGGGAGAUGAGAGGUGGAGGCCAGUUAGCAGUUAUGCCAAGAGACUAAGCUGGUGAGGAUCGGGUCCUGAAUUGUCAUAGUAAUAGUAGAGAUGAGAGGAGGGGCAGAUAUGAGAAAUAAAGACCAGGAAAACUGAGUUUGGUCAUUGAGUAGAAAUGGUAGGGGAAAAAAAAAAAAAAAAAGGAAAUCAGAUGACCCGCCCCCACAUUUCUGACUUCUGUAACUUAAGUCUGAUGAUGUCAUGCUUCUGCUCUGAACUCCAUGAUAACGAUAGUUCCCCGUUUCAGAGGAAAAGCCAAAGUCCUUCAGUGGCUUACAGGGCCUCUCGCCUCCCCCCACCCCACUGUCUCUCUGACCUCAUUGCUUAGAACUGCUCACCUUGUCUCCCUCUGUUCUCAGCCAUGCCAGCCUCCUCAGUCUUCCUGGAGCAUGGCAGCCAUGCUCCCACCUUUGGGCAGGUUGAGUUUCAGGUGCCUCUGGGAAGACCAGGUGGAAAUACCAUGUAGAUAGUUGGAAAGCGGGCUUCAAAACUCACCAGGGAUGUCUGGGCUGGUGAUAGAAAUUGGAUUUAGGAGGGAGUCGGCAGUUGAAGGCUGUGUAGGGGUUAUGCAGAGUAAGCAGGAAGAGGGCGCUGAGGCUGGAGUCCGGAAGAAUCUCUCCAUGUGAGGAGUUGGUGGAGGAGAAGAGAGGGGGUCAUGAGGAAGGCAGAGAAGGAGCUGACCGCAGAUGUUUAUUGAGUGUCCAGUAUGUGCCGGGUCCACCAGGUCUUAUGGAUGGUCAGUUUUCUGGGGCUGCUACUUCCAGUGUUCAUGACCAAGACCAGUGGCACAAUUCUUAACCUCAGGGAGCUGGCCUUCUAGUGCCUUUGGGACAUUUGAACUUUCCCAGUUGGGCUUUGGUGUUAGAAGCAGCUUGAAGUAGCAGGAGAGCCCUGGGCCUUAACAGCUAAUCUGCUCUCAACCUGAUAGUUAGCCUUGUGCAAGUUGCUUCCUUUCUCCCCAUAUGUCAAAUGGGGACCUUGGACAAGAUGCUCUGUAAGGACCCUACCUGCCCGUACAGUGGUUUCCUGUUCCUUCCCAAAUGGCACUUGAUUGAGAAUUUCAUCCUGAGCCAAUACCCUCUCAUCCUCUGGGCAGCACCCCAUGGUCCCAAGAGACUUUCCCUUCCUCAUCCUCAAGAACAUGGAAGCCUACAGAUCUUUGAACUGCUCCUCGAAUUAUAGGUCAUUGUAGGUGGGCAAAAUAUUGAGUCGGGGAAUGGGUGAGCGGAUGAGCCAAUGCAGAAGGUAGGCCAAUGGAUGAAUGGAUAAAUGGAUGGACAAAUCCACUGAACGUUUAUUAGGCACUGUGUAUGUACCAGCACUGCUCUAGGGGCUGGAGGAUAGAAGUGAGCAAGGUAGACUCCCUUGCUUUUGAGAAGUUUAAAUGGGGGCUGAGUUAUUAGGUGGAAGAGGGCUGAGUGGGUGGACAGGUGAAUGCGGGAGAGAUGGACAGGCAGACGGAUGAAUAGAAUGUGUGCAUGGGUAGAAUGAUGAGUAGAUGUGUGGGUGGAUAAAU